Nicotiana tabacum (common tobacco) is the source of this 2927-nucleotide messenger RNA. RefSeq lists its product as uncharacterized. NCBI's taxonomy places the organism in Eukaryota, Viridiplantae, Streptophyta, Magnoliopsida, Solanales, Solanaceae. The record is from RefSeq and is a predicted model, not a curated record.
CAAAACACAAAUCACACACUUUGAAAACCUCGGUUUAACCUCCCCUAGUCUUUGCGCUCUCUCUCUCUCUCUUUCUCUCACACACACACACACACCAACAAAGACAUAUUUGUAUAUUUGUUGAGGUACCCUGAAAAACUUAACGGCAUAUUCUUCUCUCUAUUUUCUAGGAAAAUCCUCAGAGAAAAUUUGAAAGAAUUCAAUCUUUUCCUCUCUAAAGCCAAACCCAUUUUCAUUUUUCCCCCAAAAAAGAAAACCCAUGUAGUCCUCACGGAUCUUUCAAAAAAAUCCAAGAGUUUCUUGAAAAGGUUGUUGGAAUAACCAAAUCUUUUUGCCAUUUGAAAUGGUGGUGAAGAUGAUGAAGUGGCGUCCAUGGCCGCCUCUUAUAUCCAAGAAAUUUGAGGUGAAGCUUCUUGUAAGCAGGCUUGAAAAUCUGGUGGCUUCCUCCGCCGUGGGCGGCGGCGGCGGCGUGGCGGUGGAGAUCAGGUGGAAAGGGCCACCAAAGAUAGCUGCUUUUAGAAAGACAGUGAAGAGGAACUGCACUAAAGAAGAAGAGGUGAAAGAUGGAGAAGACGGUGCCGUUUUGGUGGAGUGGGAUGAAGAGUUUGAGGGGCUCUGUAAUCUUUCUGGCUACAAGGACAAUGUGUUUCAUCCCUGGGAAAUCGCCUUCACUGUGCUCAAUGGUAUGAAUGCUAAGAAUAAGGCACCUGUUCUAGGUACAGCUGUCUUAAAUGUUGCUGAAUUUGCUGCCAAGACAGAGGAGAAAGAAUUUAAACUAAACAUUCCUCUGGCAGUUCCAGGGGGUGCUUCUGAGACUCGGCCCACACUUUGUAUAUCACUUAGCUUGUUCGAACUAAGAGCUGCACAAGAGUUGACAGAGUUGGUUCAGAGGCCACUGGCUCCUGUUCAAUCUCCAACACGGUCUGGUGAAAAUCCACCGACAGAAAAAGAUGAGCUUUCUGCACUUAAAGCUGGCCUCAGAAAGGUUAAAAUAUUUACAGAAUAUGUAUCAACCCGGAGAGCAAAGAAAGCCUGUCGAGAAGAAGAGGGUAGUGAAGGGAGAUGCUCAGCUAGGAGCGAAGAGGGGGAGUAUGCUUAUCCUUUUGAUUCUGACUCCCAUGAUGAAUAUGAAGAAGGAGAGUCGGAUGAGGGAAAGGAGGAUCCUACUGUUAGGAAGUCAUUUAGUUAUGGUCCAUUGGCUUAUGCGAAUUGUGCUGGAGUUUCUUUUCAUUCUACUACAAGCGACAAUACUGCGGGUGAGGAUUGGGUUUACUUUAGCAACCGCAGAUCAGAUGUGGGCUGCUCGCAAAUGGACGACCAGAUCACUUGUGCUUCUGAUCCUGUAGUUCUGCAGAAUUCAAAGCGUAGUAUCCUGCCUUGGAGGAAGAGGAAGCUGAGCUUUAGAUCUCCUAAAUCCAAGGGGGAACCGUUGUUGAAGAAGGAUUAUGGAGAAGAAGGUGGAGAUGAUAUUGACUUUGAUCGUCGGCAGCUCAGUUCUGACGAAUCUUUGUCAUUUUGGUGGCACAAGGCAGAGGAAGACUCGACUGCAAAUCGAUCUUCAGUAUCUGAGUUUGGUGAUGAUAAUUUUGCUGUUGGUUCUUGGGAACAGAGAGAGAUAGUAAGUCGAGAUGGACACAUGAAGCUUCAAACUCAGGUAUUCUUUGCAUCCAUUGACCAACGAAGUGAGCGAGCUGCUGGAGAAAGUGCAUGCACAGCCCUUGUUGCUGUGCUUGCUGAUUGGUUGCAGAACAACCGUGAUCUCAUGCCCAUUAAGUCACAGUUUGAUAGCUUAAUUAGAGAAGGUUCAUUAGAGUGGAGGAAACUUUGUGAGAAUGAAACAUACAGGGAGCGGUUCCCUGACAAGCACUUUGAUCUGGAGACGGUCCUUCAAGCCAAAAUUCGGUCAAUAUCUGUUGUGCCAGGGAAGUCAUUUGUUGGAUUUUUCCACCCUGAUGGAAUGGAUGAGGGAGGAUUUGAUUUUUUGCAUGGUGCUAUGUCCUUUGACAAUAUUUGGGAUGAAAUUAGCCAUGCUGGAUUAGAGUAUGCUUCUGUUGGUGAACCACAAAUCUAUAUUGUCAGUUGGAACGACCAUUUUUUUGUCCUGAAGGUUGAAGCAGAAGCUUAUUACAUCAUUGACACCUUAGGUGAGAGACUCUAUGAGGGCUGCGAUCAAGCUUAUAUACUGAAGUUUGACAAGGAUACAAACAUAUAUAAACAGCCAAGCACUACUCAUUCAACAGAAGAAAAGCCAGCUGCCGAUCAGCAAAUCAUUGCUGCAACAGUGGAGCCAAAACCUUGCGAUGCUCCUCAUACAAACUCCAAAGCUGGUUCUCCAGACAGUGAAGCAGUGAACAAAUCAGAUGAAGCAGUGAAGGCUGGAAGUGCAGAAGAAAUUCUCUGUCAAGGUAAAGAGUCAUGCAAAGAAUACAUCAAGAGUUUUUUGGCUGCAAUACCAAUCAGGGAACUGCAGGCCGAUAUCAAGAAAGGUUUGAUAACAUCACCUCUUCAUCAUCGGCUUCAGAUUGAACUUCACUUCACCCAUUUACAACAACAAGCACCCAUAGCUCUGGCAGACGACAACGGCUGCACAAGAGCUAUCUGCAGUUGCAAUGACUGAGAUUUCGGCAUAGAGACACUUAAUUGUAAAUUUAGGAAGUGUGAUAAUUCCUAACGAGUUUUUUUUUCUGUUAGUGAUGGGAUGGACGGCUUUAAGAAGCAAGCCGAUGCCAUCUCUUCAAGUGGUUUAAGAGGAUCUUUGUGUUUCCCCUUGCCAUAUCUUUGUGUUGCAUUACAGUAAGAUAGGUUUAGUUUUCUUACUUUGUAUGACACCUUGUCCCUUUGUUUCUAUCCAAGCAAAAGUUUGUAAAUCGCUUAUCAAUCUUCUGUCUUUGGAAUUAUAAUAGAUGGUAUCUAACUUGUGAUCUUUA